GUCUGCGCUGCACCGGCACCGGGUUGUUUCGGUUUCUCCGCGUCCACUUGAUUCCUUCCCGCACGCGCCAAACGCGCGCACUAAUGAUGGCCCACUAAUGGGCGCCCGAGUCACUGCGCGUCGCCUCCCAAGUCGCACUGAUGUCUCAGCGUGGACGCAACGUCACGUCCGCACUUGAAUCUGAAGUCUUAUCCCAUUCUACGGAGGCAAUCCCAGCCACACACACACACGCGGGAUUCUCCCAAAGCGACAGGACAGACUCGUCACUGUGAAAGGGGAAGGAGACAUCAGGAAACACUGGACCUCGGCUGUUUGGAAGGAGAAAAAUAGGAGGUGGCUGGCUGUGCUGUAGUCUGUCUGCGUCUCCCUCUCUCAACUCCUAGAGCGGAGACUUCUGUGUCAUUCGCUGCUGUCAAGACUCGCACCUCGAGGACGGAAUGGUGCCAAAGCUCACAUCACCUGGCAGACCCAACACCGGUGGAAUUUUUGGGGUUCAGUUAUUGAAUUAAUAGGACAUUUGUUAUAAUUCUGCAAGAAAAUAACAGAGGAGAAGAGGUGACAGUUGAAUCGAAUAUUGCCCCAUCGAGCGAAGAGUGGCAUACACGGUAGGCGACCCCAGCUGUGAACGCAGAGGGCAGAGGGCACCUCGUCGGAAUUCAAAUUGUUUUUAUUCUCUGCAAUUAUUGCAAUAAGUCCGUUGAGGUUAUUGACACAAAAUAACCAAACAGAAAUAUUUGGAUGAACCUGCAUGUGUCUGCUGUAACUCCAACAGCUUCACUCCAGGUGUUGCGUUUAGGGUGAAAUCAUUCUGCGAAAAGAGGACUGGACAGUUGACAAACGUUUUUACCCGCCUUUCAACAACUACAAUAAACAAAAAAACACUUGGCUCUUUUUCACUUACGGUAGCUUCAUGUUAGUCGUCUCAAUUGGAAGCACUUUGAAAAAGUUACCGGGCACCAGAGCAGCGGAGCACCACGGAGCAAGCCGACCCCAAGCGCAGAUUUCCGGGCGAUGCCAGAGUAGAUGCAGGGGCAAUGUCCCGUCGCAAGCAGGGGAACCCUCAGCACCUAUCACUGUCUCAAAGAGAAACAAUACGACCCGAGGCGAAUCAUGAGUCGGGGGUGGGACCUCGCUCCCCGGAGCCGUCCACUCCCAGCCCCACUCCCACUCUGAGGAGGGCGGGGCCAGGGGAGCAUGACCUCCUGACCUGUGGGAGGUGCCAGACCAACUUCCUCCUGGGAGACAUCCUGGUCUUCAUAGAACACAAAAGGAGACUGUGCAGUGGAGGAGGUCGCGCCCCUGGGGGGUUCUCCAAACCAGGCGAAAGGGGGACCCCCAUCUUGGCACGGGGAGGGGCGGUGCCGGUGGAGGUGGGGGUGCAGGUGACCCCACAUGGGGAGGAGGAAGAGGAGAGGAGGCUGACACCCGCUAAAGGAAUCUGUCCCAAGCAGGAAAGAGGGAACACAGGUAAAGAUGAGCCCUCCAGCUACAUCUGCACCUCCUGUAAACAGACCUUCACCAGCGCCUGGUUCUUGCUCCAGCAUGCCCAACAUACCCACGGCAUCCGCAUCUACCUGGACACACACCCCUCCAACUACACCCUCACCCCUCGCAUGGCCCUCCCCCCUCCCAUGGGUGGGGGAGACUCCCUCCCCCGUUCUCCCUUACCAACGUUUCUAGGGGACACCUCCAACCCCUUCCACCUCCUCCGGAUGGCGGCUCCACUCCUCAGGGAGUAUCACCGUCCCCAACACCACCACCACCCCCAUCCACCUCCGGCGUAUCUGGACACCCGGCUCCCCGCCACCCCACCCUUCGUCAGCCCCCCGCCCCCCAGACAUCCCCUUGAACGCCUGGGUCCAGAGGAGAUGGGGUCCCUGCUCUCCCAGCACCCCAGUGCCUUCGAGAGGGUGAUGCGUCUGACCCCAAUGGAACCUCCCUCCAUGGACUUCUCCAGAAGGCUCAGAGAGCUGGCGGUUGGCAACAAUAGUAACAACGGAGGCCCCACACCCCCUCUCUCGCCCACCCGGGUGCCCCCCAUGCACCGCCUACUGAGUCCAACCCUCUUCCAGCCAGGCUCCAAGCCCCCACCGUUCCUCACCUACUCCCCACAGCCCCCCACACCUCAGGGAGACCCAUCCGCUACUCCCCAGGGCCAGAACCAAGCCCAGGUCCAGGCCCAAGCCAAGUCCAAGUCCUGUGAGUUCUGUGGGAAGACCUUCAAGUUCCAGAGCAACCUGAUAGUCCACAGACGGAGUCACACAGGAGAGAGGCCCUACAAAUGUCAUCUGUGUGCCCAUGCCUGUUCUCAAGCCUCCAAGCUGAAGAGACACAUGAAGACACACAUACACAAGUCAGGCUCCAUGGGUAGCUCCCCUGAACAGGGGAACAGAGGAGAGGGAGGAGAGGGGGAAGGGAAGAGCAGAGAGGGGGAGGGAAAAAUGGGGAUGGACAACGAGGAGGAGGAAGAGGAGGAGGAAGAGGAAGAAGAGGAGGAUGAAAUGGAGGAUGAGGAGGAGAUGCGGAACGGCCUAAGUAGGCCUGAGUCUAACCUGACCAUGGACUCAGAGUUCCACAGGAACAUGGAAAACGGGUCGAGGCCUUCCCCAGACGAGAAGCCUCAUGGUGGGGAUAGAGUGAUGGAGAACGGAGGGGUGGGUAUCAUGCACCCAUAUAAUCACCUGGACAAUCACCUGAGACUGGCCCCUUCCAAGCGGACCAUGAGUCUGGACAGGGAAAGGCAUCCUAAUGGAGAGUCGGGAGAAGGAGGAGAUGCUGGGAGGGGGGAGAUGGAGAGAGAGAGGGACAGAGAGCGAGCGUUGGACAGGGCGAUGGACAGAGCGAUGGACAGAGAGAGAGAGAGUGGAAGAGAGGAGAGGCCCUUGAUGAACGGAAGGAUUAGUGAGUCAGAAGACUCCUUCACUGGUCUGUUCCACCGCCGGCCCACCCCCAUCACCUGCCCCAACCCCUCCAACAAGAGAAUCAAGGUGGAGAAGGAGUUGGAGCUCCCUCCAGCGCCUACCCUCAUCUCCCCAGAGAACAUGUACUCCCAGCUCCUGGCCGGCUACGCCGCCUCACGCCACUUCAUCAGAGAACCUUUCCUUCACGGCUUCAGCGACGCCCGCCAGUCCCCCUUUGCCACCUCCUCAGAGCACUCCUCCUCUGAGACGGGUUCCCUCCGCUUCUCCACCCCUCCUGGGGAGUUCCUGGAGGGCAGCUCCACCCCUCACCUCCUGCGGGGUCCUGGACCGGGUCGACCCCCUAGUAAGGAGAGCCGACGGAGCGACACCUGCGAGUACUGCGGGAAGAUAUUCAAGAACUGCAGUAACCUGACGGUGCACCGGCGCAGCCACACGGGUGAGAGGCCCUACAAGUGCGACCUGUGCAGCUACGCCUGCGCCCAGAGCUCCAAGCUAACUCGCCACAUGAAGACCCACGGGCAGUUUGGGAAGGAGGUGUACCGCUGUGAUAUCUGCCACAUGCCCUUCAGCGUCUACAGCACCCUGGAGAAACACAUGAAGAAGUGGCACGGGGAACACUUGAUGGCCAGCGACGUCAAACUGGAGGAGGCUGAGAGAGGCUAGGUUAUGCUAGGCUAAAGCUAAAGCUAAGGCUAAGGCUAAAGCUAAAGGCUACAGGCUAGGCUAACACAACAGACUCCUUCUGAAUGAACACUUACAGGACUUCAACACGGGGUUUGGCUGGAUCAUUUUUCUCCUCUUGAAUAUUUUUGGACAAUUUGAUGUAUGUUAUUCUGUUUUUGUUGGUUCUUUUUGUCACAGAAACUGCCACCUGAGAAACAUAAACAAAGGGAAACAUGGAAUGGGGGACUGUUCUAGAAAUGCUUUGUUUCCCGCCAACUAUUGAUCUAUCUGAGGAUUUUAUAAUUUAGGAAUCCCUGGAGCUUUUCUACUGUGCAAUAAUGUCUGUAUUUAUUGGAGUUUUGUAAAGAUAUUGGGCAUGCGCAGUAAAAAAAUCCCUAACUGGAAACAGGUCACACUUGAUUAGAAAUAUGAUUUUAAUUGUUAACUGACUAAAUUAAUGCGAAGAGGUCAACUUCUAAAAAUUAUGAUCGAAAUUAUUUAUUUUUAAACUGUCUUAUUAUUACCCUUUUAGGUCAAACAGCGGACUACAAUCCAUCUCCUCGUAUGUGACAUAAAGCACUGAAUGUCAAUAUGACAAUAAAAUAUUAAUUAUAAUUUUAGAAUAAAAUAAAUCCCAAAUGUUGUUGUUUUAAAAAUCUGAAGAGGUUACAGACAAUUUUAUACAAACAAAAUGAUCAUUUUUAUAAAUAUCAGCAUGUGUUGUACAAUGUCAAAAUGCAAUUAUUAUAAUGAUGUGUUCCAGCCGUAUAUCCCCAGUAUGAGCAGGGGAUGUAUAUAGCGGUUGCACACAUUGACUAACAUUCCUUAGAUGCAGGAUUAAAUCACCAUGGGAUAUUUGACAUACAUCAGUUCAUUUGCUGUAGUAACUGUGGAAAGGAGAACAGUUAUAUACACGUUUAUUUGUGGACGUUUUGGGAGGCCUUUUUUUAUUCUUCAAACAUUUCUAAAUAAAAAAAAUUAUUUGAUCUAGAAUACCAGCCCUGUAUUUUACAUUCACAAUGGCCACUAUAAAUCAAUCAGAAGACUAGCUGCUUGAGUUGUCUACGUACUGAAUAAUAUAGCUACAUUCUUUUUUUUUUUUUACUCAUUUUACCAGAUUAUUGCAAUACAGGUCCUCUCAAUAGUGCUUCCUUCCUAUGGUCAUACUGUUUACAUUUUAACAACAUAGUGGCAAGGUCAUUACUCUCUCUUGACACUUGAUGAAGCUUAAUCAACGGCAAUUAGUGAAGUUAAACUUUUAAACAUUCUACAUCGUACAGUACAUUUCACUUCUAGAAUCAUUCCAUUGUUCCGUCUGGGGAAUUCUAGAACAGUAAUGUUCUGUUCAACCUGGGUGAGUUCUUAUCCCCUCAGGAUUCAGCAAAACCAGUAUCAAAAUGUAUUUCAUAUCAAUGCCUGUGUUUCUCCAUUGUGUGCUCUAAGCCUCAAUCUGCCUGGCUGCUUUCACACCUCACUAACUCAACACACACACAGCUUUGAAAAAGAAAAGGUGGGGGUUGUUAAUGUUGCUUCUCAAAGUGAUAUGGGGUUUAACGCACAAUAUCAGAUUUACAAUUUGGGAUUUUCAGCUGUGAGGAAUGAGGAUGGCUCAUCCUGGGAUGUAUCUAAAAAAAAAAGGCUUUUUGAGUUACAUUGAAUUAUGUUAAUAAUGUCCAGCACAGCUGUUAGGAUGAUGGCCACACGACCUUGAGAUCUGAUUGGAUCAUUCUUGAGGUAGAUCAUGAAAGACUGAAAUAGAGAAGAGAGAGAGAGAGAGAGAAAGAGAAGGAAAGAAAGAGAGAAAUAGAGGGAACGAGAGCGAGAGAGAUCCGCGCAAGGAUCAAAGUAAUGCAAACAAAAUUUAAAGCAUAUGAAAAUUGUAUUUAAACCCAAAUGCAUAUCUGCUUGUCAAAUCUAAUACCAGUGACAUCAGAGAGAGAGAAAGGACCAAUAUUAGGGAAGAUUUAGGCCACAUCAUCCCUUAAUACAAUCAUCUCCAACAGAGUAAAUCAUCUCACCUCAAAGAUAUCACCUCACAUACCUGGUUUAAAUUUGCUGUGUGUUUUUAGCCAAUUGGACAUGGGUGUGCUUCGAAGGAGGUUAUUCCUAUUUAUUAUUAGCUUGUUGACAGAAAUCAGAUUUUGAUAUACAAUAAGAGUGAAUAUUUACGGUAUUCCUACACAUAGUUCUACAAUUCUCACUUCAGAACAAGUUUGAUAAUAACUAUUGAAAUAUGAAUUUAGUUAUGUUAUAUUUCAAUUGAGAAAGUGGAGAGGAGAAAACUACAAUUCUCAAUUCUGAACAAGUUUCAUAUAAACCAUUAAAAUAUGCCUUUUCUGGAGUUUAUUUUAUAGCAUUGAGACAGUGGAUAGGAGAAACCAGGAAGACAGACAGCAGAACAGAACAAGUCAAUUCGUACAAGGACAUUCGGUCUCAGAAUAAUGUUUACAGUGUUUGAAGUAUGUUAAUGAUGAUAUCCUCUGUGUUUUGAAAUAACAAAGUAUUCUUUUCUUCAAUGUUUUGAAUGCCAUAGCGAGCAGUUUUCUAUGAUUAUCAUGGUGGAGGGAUUUUAAAAUAGAUUCUUAUGACUAGUUAAGUAUCAUUUCUUGCUCGCUUUAUGACAAUACCCAGUGUAUUUGUAAUAUUGACAAGGGAUGCAGCCUUUUUUUUUUAAGUGGUGCCAACAUUCUGUUAUAACCUAUUUUCACAGCCGAAUCCAAUUGUGAGUCGAUUCAAAUGGUGUUGCUUUUUGUCAAUGUUUAAAUGUUUUAUUUUUUUUGGUAAAGCUAUCCUAAAAUGUAUGUUAAAAAAUACAAUAACAAAAAUGUGAAAAUGUUUUGAAAUCAUCCAGAAUAUCAGAGGAAUUUUGAGAUUGGGAUUUUACAAUGGGUUCUGGGAGAAAUGCUUUUCAUAAAAUGUAUAUUAGGAGACAUUCAUGGACAACAUCUCUUCUCCUGGUUGGUAGAAAUACUUGUGAUGGCACUUAACAUGACAUCUUAACACAUUUUCAACUUUCACGACUUUUGCUAUUUGUAAAAAAAUAUUUUUCUUGUUUUUUUUGAUGGACUGCAUUAUUGUUUCAAAGCAGCAGUAACGUUACAGAUCAGCUGUUUUGAAUAUAUAUGUAUUUUUGUAAUGUGCUGAAAAGAAAGUCACCAAGUCCAAUAAAAGUUUCAGUUGCCCUA
This is a messenger RNA of Salmo salar (Atlantic salmon), 6769 nucleotides long. RefSeq names its product B-cell lymphoma/leukemia 11B. Gene Ontology annotation, molecular function: RNA polymerase II cis-regulatory region sequence-specific DNA binding; DNA-binding transcription factor activity. Gene Ontology annotation, cellular component: nucleus. The record is from RefSeq and is a predicted model, not a curated record. NCBI's taxonomy places the organism in Eukaryota, Metazoa, Chordata, Actinopteri, Salmoniformes, Salmonidae. Gene Ontology annotation, biological process: positive regulation of transcription by RNA polymerase II.